Messenger RNA from Cooperia oncophora, 885 nucleotides. NCBI's taxonomy places the organism in Eukaryota, Metazoa, Nematoda, Chromadorea, Rhabditida, Trichostrongylidae. The record is from the annotation of a GenBank genome assembly.
AUGGCAUCACAGGCGAACUGCCCGCUCUACGUGGUUCAUGUGAUGAGUAAAGGUGCCGCUAGAGCCAUAGCACAUCAUCGCCAUAAAGGACAUGUGAUCUUCGGAGAACCGAUCGCUGCUGGUUUGGCUGUCGAUGGUUCACAUUACUACGAUAAGGACUGGGUACAUGCCGCACAGUACGUCAUGUCUCCUCCGUUGAGUCGAGAUCCAUCUACCCCAGAAGCUCUCAUGGAUAUGCUGGCCGCUGGUGAAUUACAUCUCACCGGAACCGACAACUGCACGUUCAACUGCCAACAGAAACUAGUUGGACGUAAUGAUUUCACGAAAAUCCCCAAUGGUGUGAAUGGCGUCGAAGAUCGUAUGAGUGUAGUAUGGGAUCGAGGUGUACAUACAGGGAAAAUCGAUCCAAUGCGAUUUUUCAACCGCUGCCAAAAUUUUCAAUAUUUACCCGAAAAAGGUCGAAUCGCUGUCGGUUCAGAUGCAGAUCUAGUGAUCUGGGAUCCAAAUGCCACGAGAGAAAUCUCUAAGGACACUCAUCAUCAGGCUGUCGAUUUCAACAUCUUCGAAGGAAUGGUGGUUCACGGAGUCGCCGAAACAACGAUCUCUCGUGGGAAGGUGGUUUGGUCCAAUAACAAGCUGAGCGUUGAAGCUGGUGCUGGUCGAUUCGUGCCACUGGCGCCGUUUGCUCCAAUCGCUUUCGCUACGAUACCACAGCGAGCCAAGGCUAUGGCUCCGCGUUCUGUGGAUAGAGGAGAUACCAGCAGCCAAAAAGUUGUCCAAACGAACUCCGCACCAGUGACUCACAAUGAGAUUACAAACGGAAUUAACCCAACACCCGCACGAAGACCACCACCCGGUGGAGUUAGCACUAUCCAGUUGUUCUGA